This is a messenger RNA of Striga hermonthica, 432 nucleotides long. The record is from the annotation of a GenBank genome assembly. NCBI's taxonomy places the organism in Eukaryota, Viridiplantae, Streptophyta, Magnoliopsida, Lamiales, Orobanchaceae.
AUGGCAUCCAAGGAACAGAGAAAGGCCUUCCGGCGAGGGGAGGCGGUGGAAGUGGCCAGCGCCGAGGACGGAUUUGUUGGAUCUUACUACGAGGCCACGGUCGUGACUGACUUUCCAGGCGGCGACUACAUCGUCCGCUACGAGUCUCUGGUGAAGGACGACCUCUCGGGGCCGCUCAGGGAGGUGGUCUCCGGCGCUGAGGUCCGACCGAGGCCGCCGAGGGUCACGGCGGAGCAGCAGUUCCGGCUGAACGACGUGGUGGAUGCUCACGACAACGACGGGUGGUGGGUAGGGAAGAUUACGGGGCGGGCCCCAAAUGGGAACUAUUACGUCUACUUCGACAGCACGGGCGACCUGAUUGCUUACCCAAAGGCUCGCCUCAGGAUUCAUCUCGAGUGGGUCGCUGGGAACUGGAUUUGUUUUUCUCGUUGA